This is a messenger RNA of Penicillium hordei, 3285 nucleotides long. Its product is annotated as MIZ zinc finger domain protein. The record is from RefSeq and is a predicted model, not a curated record. Lineage: Eukaryota; Fungi; Ascomycota; Eurotiomycetes; Eurotiales; Aspergillaceae. Gene Ontology annotation, molecular function: SUMO ligase activity; zinc ion binding. Bases 1 to 3285 code for a protein of 1094 amino acids. Gene Ontology annotation, biological process: protein sumoylation. The transcript has a single exon.
AUGGUAUCACCUAAAUCACGAUCGCACACUAGUGCUGAUCAUAUUGAAGAGUCCAAUACUACCGCCAGUCUGUUUUUAGGUGGCGUGCGGAGGAACUGGAUGGGCCCGCAGACUAACGUCCCAGAGGACUCCGCUACGCGAAAUCCUCGCGUUGAGGCUGACCUUCAAGUGCCUCCCAGCUCACUUUCCCGUGAACCUGUCUUAAUGUCCCCCGUCACGCCUGGUGAGACCCUUACUCAACCGCCCUCACGUGGUCCUGUUCAUACGGCAAAAAAGCCCGAUACGCGAGCAACAGCGCUUCCCUCACCCGCUCUCAGUACAAAUUCUCACCCAAGUCCCGCGAGCGCCGAUGCGAUCGUUUCAAACAGACUCUCCACGUUGUCGUUGCCACCAGUCUCUACACAACUUACAGCACAGCGCGGCAAUUAUGAACGCAUGGCGGUCCACCAGGCUCCUUUCAGCGGGCACGCCACGUCACAACGCGCGACCCAGUCCCCUCUAAUGCGACCCAACCGGUCCACGAAUUCGCCCUCGGUCACAGGCACACACACAGGCGCUAGCAUACAAGAACAGACAGUCCCGGCGUCAAGACCUAGUCCGCAGCAGAAUCAGCAGAAUGGGGGAGCACGGGAACUGGCCAUCCCCAAUGAGACAUGGGAACAAUGGUCUGCUCAAUUGGAUGCCUUGGUAGAGGAUUUGUCCUCAAAGGGAAUACUAGCUCCUGCUCAUAUGAGAGAGAAGGGUGUUAUGCGGCCUCGGAUUGACCUAUUGCGCCAGGCCAUUAGUCGUAAGGACGCCUUUUAUCUGGUGAUACAUCAAUUAUAUUGCCGAUAUAGCAUUGAUCCAACUACACUGGGUCAAAUUAGAGCCCCUGAAUCGGGCAUGCGAUCACUCAUGGAUCUUCUGGAAGACAACAGAAAGAUGCAUGAUGCUGCUAUCAUUGGGUUUGCCCAUUUCCCGGCAUCUCCACAGCAGUUGAUGCAAACAAAGUGGUACCUACAGGUGCUGCCCGGUGUUCCUGUGUUUUUAUCACGGCUUGCGGCUCAAUGGCUGGGAAUCUGGAAGCAGGCCCGUCAUCCCCCGUUGGUGUCUUAUCUUUGGCGCACGCUCGCUUGUCCAUCUCCAAUUUUGAUGUCGGUGAUGUUCAUGUGUGUCGCACGGGGUAUUCACCACGAGGACUAUGUCAAGCCCCUUCUGGAGUUGUUUUGGAAAGAUUUAAAAGUCUUCUACCAGUGUAGAGAUUUUGAACUCCCCGAGACCACUCAGCAGGCUCACAGCUGGAGUAUCACCCAAGAGUAUCUCAAAUUCCCACGUUUGCCCGAAUAUCCAUCACACACACCAUCUUCCUCCCACUCUGCACCACCUCCCAGACCUCAGAAUCAAACCAUGUCUCAAGCCGCCCUAGGUGUGCCGUCACCCCAUCCCAGAUUCUCGGUCAGUGGUGUCAGUCAACCUGCCACCAAUUCACCUGCUCCGGUCCCACUUGGCGCACCUUUGCAGCCUUUCCCCUCAAAUUCACCACAGGGGCAGGUUGUUGGUCCAGCUGCUGGGUCCUAUGAAUUUGGCGUAAACUCACAAAGGCAGAAUACCACACAAACUCCUUAUUACAACCCUAUCUCACAGGGGCAAGCACAAGGACAGAGACAGGGACAGGGACAGGGACCGUGGAAUCCGGUGAAUUCACAUAUGAUUCCACACAUGAAUGCACAGAUGCAAAUGCACAUACAGACAGCGCUUGGACAGGUAGCACCUUCUCAGAGGCACCGAUCAACACCAGGUUCACAUGGUCAGCAAAUGCAGCUUCGAACAUCGAUGCCUGCUACUUCAAUAGCACCUGCUAACCCCUCCACCACCUCCCUCCAAUCGAGUGAUCUCACCUCUACACAGUCAGCGCAGUCACUCCAUGCUCCAUCGUCCAUAUCUACAACCCCGACUACAAGGAACCAUAUAGCCCAGCACCCAAUGCCACCACAACGGCCUAAUAAUCAUCACAACCGACAGCAUUCGAUGGCUGUGCAGUCAUCUCCUUCGCCGAUCACCCGCGUGCCUCCUCAGGGACAACCUCAUAGACAGCAUUUCCAGCCUCUACCUAACUCUACCUUCCUCCCGUUACCUGGCUACAGAGCACCUAUGAUGGCGAAUCCAGAUCCAACGCGUCUCGGCCUACAUCUGAUUGGUCUUCGCGAUCCCAUGAAGAGGCUGGUAAAACAGGGUCCAGACGGCAAUGACAUUGAGACUGAUUUGUUGACUUAUCUCGAUACCUUCAUUGUACACCCAACCGUCGUCGAUGUUGACCAGCCGAUCUACACGUGGAAUUUCUCUUUCACGGAUUAUGAGCGCCAAAAGUUCCCACACAUAGCUCACGGGAAAGAGACACAAUAUUCGGUUUGGACUUUUAGGCCCGGUUGCCGGACUAUUCGCCUGCGAUGCAUUCGUCUUCCUGGUAAUCCGGAUACUGUGACGGAGCAGACCUGGUCCACCGCGGCCACUUUCUGGCCUAGUGUCUUUUACAUUACUGUUAAUGGCAAAGAGCUCUAUGUGCGCCGAAAGGUUCACAACGGAAAGGAUUUGCCUCUGGACAUCACCGAGCACCUCAAUGCAGGCGAAAAUAACGUACGACUCGAUAUUAUCUUAGGACAGGAUGAGUGCAAAACCUCCAAAUUCGUCUUUGGAGUGGAGGUCAUGGAGGUUGGCGAGUUCGACCAGAUACUCAGUCUAAUCAAGUCCGUCCCAGCGGCCGAAUCUCGUACAGCAAUCAAGAAGCGUCUUUCCCCUAUCACCGAUGACGAUGACCUGGCGGUUGUCACUGAUAACCUCACAAUCGACCUGGUGGACCCCUUCAUGGCACGCAUCUUCGAUGUCCCCGUACGCUCACUUCACUGCAGCCACCAUGAAUGCUUCGAUCGUGACACUUUCAUAAAAACCAGGAAUUCCACAUCCGGCCAGACACCGAUGGUCGAUAACUGGCGCUGCCCGAUUUGCAAGGGAGAUGCACGCCCGCAGUUCUUGGUUGUCGAUCAGUUCCUUGCUGAGAUCCACGCCGAGCUCGCCCGUACAAACCGACUUAACGGGAUCAGAGCAAUCCAAAUCAAAGUUGAUGGAACUUGGACCUUCAAGUACGACACCGAGGAGAUCUCGCCCGGGCCAGACAACCCCUUUUCUCCAAAGCGCAAGGCUGAAGACUCUUUGGGCCCUGUUGCCAUGCGCUCCAGGCACGACAUGUCUAAUAGUCGUCACAGUCCGGCUGUUCGGACCCAAGAGCAUACAGUCAUUGAAUUGGACUAA